AUGCUUCCUUUUCUUUGGCACUGUUUCAUUUCAUCUCGAAUCUGGUUUUUUCACUUUCAAGUACUUAUUGGUCAAUUGAGACUAUGCUUUGGUGUAAUCAGCAGCUCCCUAGCCCUUUCGUAACAGACAAAGCAUCUACUGUUGAGUCUGAGAGAGACUAUGGCUAACCGCAUGCUGAAUGGAUGUUAUGUCGUUGCUCUGCUUCCCCGCUGUUCAUUCAUGUCGUGUGCUUGCUAACCACCGGCCGGCUAUUGCUUGGGCGUUCGUCAUCUGCGGGGCCGUUGGAAGAAAUCGCAGAAACGAGGGGCCUUCAUGUGCACCGCUUUGUCCUGUUUGGGCAAUCUGGGGCCUGAGGCGCCAACGGCAGAAAACCCGAACUGCAGGUUCCACUAGAGUCUUUUUUUUCCUUUUCUUCGGUUUACGGGCUCACACGACAUCCAGAUCCACUACUUCUCAAUCCAUGUCUCUGUCGUCCUUGGCCUUGCAGUGUAUUCACUACUCCGCGCCAUGAUCUAGUUACCUGUAUCUGCAUGCUCCAGAACUUUUCGUUCAACACUUCGCUCGCCUAGUGUCUACCAAGCUAACGUUCCCGGCCAUACCGCCCCUCCAGACCACCCGCUUCUACG
Molecule: messenger RNA, 626 nt
Organism: Aspergillus versicolor CBS 583.65
Lineage: Eukaryota; Fungi; Ascomycota; Eurotiomycetes; Eurotiales; Aspergillaceae
Exons: 1
Coding region: 179-511 (110 amino acids)
Source: RefSeq, a predicted model, not a curated record